Messenger RNA from Dama dama (fallow deer), 915 nucleotides. RefSeq names its product homeobox C11 (gene HOXC11). The coding region runs from base 1 to 915 and encodes 304 amino acids. The transcript is spliced from 2 exons. The record is from RefSeq and is a predicted model, not a curated record. NCBI's taxonomy places the organism in Eukaryota, Metazoa, Chordata, Mammalia, Artiodactyla, Cervidae. Gene Ontology annotation, biological process: regulation of transcription by RNA polymerase II; anatomical structure development. Gene Ontology annotation, cellular component: nucleus. Gene Ontology annotation, molecular function: DNA-binding transcription factor activity, RNA polymerase II-specific; RNA polymerase II cis-regulatory region sequence-specific DNA binding.
AUGUUUAACUCGGUCAACCUGGGCAACUUCUGCUCGCCGUCGCGCAAGGAGAGGGGCGCCGAUUUCGGCGAGCGAGGGAGCUGCGCCUCCAACCUCUAUCUGCCCAGUUGCACUUACUACGUGCCCGAGUUCUCCACGGUCUCCUCCUUCCUGCCCCAGGCCCCCUCUCGUCAGAUCUCCUAUCCCUACCCGGCCCAAGUGCCCCCGGUCCGAGAGGUCUCCUACGGCCUGGAGCCCUCCGGCAAGUGGCACCCCCGGAACAGCUACUCCUCCUGCUAUGCGGCGGCCGACGAGCUCAUGCACCGGGAGUGCCUGCCUCCUUCCACCGUCACCGAGAUCCUCAUGAAAAACGAAGGCUCCUACGGCGGCCACCACCACCCCAGCGCCCCGCACGCCGCCCCCGCCGGCUUCUACUCCUCAGUCAACAAGAACAGCGUUCUGCCCCAAGCCUUUGACCGCUUCUUCGACAACGCCUACUGCGGCGGCGGCGACCCACCCGCCGAGCCCCCCUGCCCGGGCAAGGGUGAGGCCAAAGGCGAGCCUGAGGCGCCCCCGGUCUCGGGACUGGCGUCCCGGGCUGAGGCGGGGGCCGAGGCCGAGGCCGAGGAGGAGAACACGAAUCCCAGCUCGUCCGGUUCAGCCCACUCGGCGGCCAAGGAGCCGGCCAAGGGAGCCGCCCCCAACGCCCCCCGCACCCGCAAGAAGCGCUGCCCUUAUUCGAAAUUCCAGAUCCGGGAACUGGAGCGAGAGUUUUUCUUCAACGUGUAUAUCAACAAAGAGAAGCGGCUACAGCUGUCUCGGAUGCUGAACCUGACGGACCGACAAGUGAAAAUUUGGUUUCAGAACAGAAGGAUGAAAGAAAAAAAACUAAGCAGAGACCGGCUGCAGUAUUUCUCGGGAAAUCCUCUGCUGUAA